Molecule: messenger RNA, 3909 nt
Organism: Symbiodinium necroappetens
Lineage: Eukaryota; Dinophyceae; Suessiales; Symbiodiniaceae
Source: the annotation of a GenBank genome assembly
AUGGCGGGGAAGAAGGCGGUGCAAAAGAGCGCCGCCAAGGCCACGGGCGCCAAGGCCCCGGGCAAGCAGGAAGGCAUCCUGGUGAAGCAGGAACCCAAUGCAACGUCAGCUCCUUCCGGAAAGGUCCGGCACGUGAGAAGAUUCGGUCUGCCCUGUACCGAGACAGCCGUGUUCCAGACGGACGAGAGAGGCGUCCCCAUCUCCGAUGGCGACAUCCUGUGCAUGAAUACCGUCCGCCGCCUGUUCCCGCACCUGACCAUGAAAGAGGCAGGAGCCCUGAUUAACUCGCCCCCUGCCGACGAUCCGAACCUCAAGAAGAACUUCAUGCGAGCGCGCGAGGCCGUGAAGAUCGAGAUGGAAAACCAGCUCUUGCCCACCUUCACCCCAUCUUCCAGCGUCACCGCAGUCAACAUGUUUGGGCACGAGAUCUACGAGAAGUGUGCCCUCAUGACUGCAGAGCAGGUCGCGAAGACUUUCGGGAAGAGCCCGCAGCAACUUGGUAUGGAGGUAUUCAGCACUCCCAACUUGAGUGCCAGCCAGGAGCACAACUACUACCCGAUCAGCCUUGAUGGUUUGCCUGAGGGCCUGCGCGGCCUUCGCCGCUGCAAGGUUUAUUUCUCGAGGCAUUGUUCGCACGCGGAGAAUUGGCUGACCCCAGAGACGCAACUCAUCAGGGGUCAAGGCGUGAAUGUUUUCGACUAUGUCUUCAACAGCAAGUACAGCAACACGAGGCCAGCCAAAGUCGCGACGCAGAAUGUGCAGACGUUCAGCCACUGGGAGGAGGUGGCCCAGAAACUCGAGAACGCCAUGGCUUCGGCUCUGGCGCAGGCCAAGGAACAGCGCUCAGGCCUCGAGGCUGCUGAGGUCCCCGUGGACGAGGAGGCGGUCCAGCAGAGCCGGCAGGCCAUGGAAGCUAUGGAGGGUUUCGGUGACGGGUUUGAGUUGGAGGCGGCUGCCAAAAGGAAACGCCGCAAGCUUGACAGCAAAGCUGCGGCCGCUGCGGCCACGGCGCAGGCAGCAGCCGGCUCGAACAGUCGAGGUGGCAGCAAGCUGCCACCUCAGAUGCCAACACCCGUUGCGGCCAUCACCGACGAGGAUGCUGACAUGAAAUCAGUGUCCCAACGCAGUGGAACGAAGAAGGACCAGGAGCAGGAGGCCUUGCUCCGGUCGCUGGACCCCGACAUGAGGAAGGUCGCCCUCGCCCACUUGUCUGGCAAGGUUACGUCCAGCGCCAAGAGUUUGAUCCACCUGAAUGUGAAGACCUUCUUGGACAAGGACGGCCCCCACCUGAAGGCCCACACCUUGCCUUCGGUGCCUGGGCCAGGGUGGCUGGCUGACGACAACGUGAUAGCAAAGCUGCUAGUGACGCCAGUGACAAGUGAACUGUGUGAGAAGUGCUUUAAGUGUCUGCUGUUUCCAGGAUCGACUGUAGCCGCACUAGUGUGGGUGUUUGCGCAGCGCAUCUUGGACGGGCUCAAUCAGUCCAGGCCAGACAGUGAUGAGUUCGAGAAGCUAGCUGUGCGUGUAAAGGAGUGCAAAGCGGCACACGCGGUGGUGAAUUGCAACGACCUCGGCACCUUGCCGACGGGUGAGUUGCGGGACUGCAUCGCAACAUUGGAGCCGUACUGGGCCGAGAUGCCUGCAGUACUCCAGGUGGAUGUGAACAAUGCCAUCACCAAAGGCCUGCUUUCUGACUUGCAGGAGAUGCAGCCGAAAGACACCGCAGUCGGCGAAGCAGGCGUGGAUCUUGCCGAGAAGAUUGUCUUGUCGCAGAUUCCACGAAAGGAUCCCGGGCAGUGGUCUGGCGAAACCUUCCUGCAAGGUGCCAUAAUGGAGUCGUGUGUCUCUCAGGUGGAGUCGCUUCUGCAGGAGAUUGCAAGUGGCUUCGCUGGGCCGAGUGCUUCCGAGGAGUUGGAAGGGCUUGCAAAGAAGUCAACCACAGUGCUGCAGGCGACUGGCGAGGCAAUGGUCGCAGUCCUCAAUGGUGAUGCCUUCCGCAAGAUGUUUAGGAGCCCGGAGGUCUACAAGACGAACCUGCAGCUCCUCGCAACUGCGUACCUCAAGCACAUGGCCUCAGCUCGAGCGAUAGUUGAUGCGUGGAAGGACCGAGACAGCGACGACCUUCUGCAGCCUGGCUUCGAUACACUGCUGCAGUGCUUGGAGAGGGUGGAGAAAGUCAUGCGGUUCGUGAGCCAUGUGUGGUCUUUCAAGGGCCCUUGGGAGACUAGCUCCAAAGACGUGGUCGACUUGCUGAACAGCAAGGGCGAUAAUUGGGAGCGCAGUCUGGCCAACAUUGCUAGCAAAGAGCCGGCCUGGAAGGCAGCCAUUGAUGACGUUGUGCGUACGGCAACAACCUCCCGCACGUUGGAACCGCUCAAGCAGCGUGUCAAAGCAACGUUGGAGGAAAGCAAGCUCACCUACGGCUCCAUGAACACCGUGCUGGAUGAGUUCGAGAAGUUGCAAGCGGGCGUGCGGUCAGCGGAUCUGGAAGAGAUCACCUCUCUGCUAAGCAAGAAGAUCUUGAAGAUCAGCCAGGGCAUCUUGAGUAAGGAGCCCGAGCAGCUCCUGUCUCUGAGCCUGAAGGAAGAGGAGCUCAGGACCCUGAUUCGCGGUCUUGAGAUCUUCCGCUUGCUGCCAGGCAUGCAGGACCAGUGUGAAGAGCUCAAGCGUUGGGCUACAGAGCACGGGCAGCUCUUGAUGAAGAAUGAUUUUUUGGCCUUCGCUGAGCUGAGCUCCAAGAAUGGUAUCGCGGACAUGGCAGCUUUCGAGUCCAUCUUGAAGCGUUGCGGUAGUGACAUGACACUUCCCAAGACGGUGGAGACAGGUGUUCGUGUCACUGGGCUUGCGGUGAGUGCUUUGGUUGGCUUGGUGGCAGAGGUGAAGGCCAACAAGGGUGCCCUUCAGCAGCUUCACAUCACUGGUCGUGUGGGUCUCAUCAAGAAGGUUUUGGCCUUGUACUACCCGCCGGAGCACACUUUGUGCGAGUGUGUUCAGUUGCACGCAGACGUGCUCAAGGCCGGGGUCGCCUUUUCCAAUGUCCUGAACAAGUUGCCGAACAGCCUGACCAACAAGCAUGCGGCGAAAGACAUGGGUGCAGAGAAGACGCGAACACUUCUCUUGUCCGUUCUGAGUCGCUGCGAUGCCUUGAACAAGUCCAUGAACAUUCUCGCAGAGCGGGUGAAACAAGAGGAAAGUGUGCGUGAAGCUGAAGCAGCAGCAUCUGGAGAUGGUGCUGCGGCUGCGGAAGCGGAGUUCUUGAACACGCACCAGGCCAGCAUGUGGGAUGUCAAUACCCGCGACUUCGUGGUGCCGCUGAUGACCGAUGAGAACCUGAUGGACUGUGUGGCAAGGGCCUGCGUCUACUUCAAGGACACGUUGUGCGGGCUCCGUGAGAAGCUUGAGAAAGGUCUGGGCGCCGCCAUGGGCGACAAGAGCUGGAGGCAUCAUUUUCAAGGAAGGGCCAUUGGCGACCUGAGCCUUGAGGAAAUCCUCCAAACGGCGUCCACCAGCCUCCUGACUGUGACUCUCAAGGGCAAUGCUUUAAGGACGGAGCUCGCCAACUGCAUCAAGGAGAUGGACCAGGCCACUACGUUCCAGGAUGCUGUGAGCACUGUGUCCUCGUGGGAGAGUGGUGUGGUUGAGGCCAUCGAGAGCUUGGGUGAGGAGAUCCAGAGCAGUCAGGCUGUGAUCAAGGAGAGCCAUGCCCUCUUCAACGAGAUGGUGUUCGUGCUUGCCUUGCAGAUGCCACGUGACAAGGCGGAAGAUGCUCAGACGAUUGUGAAUCAGCAGUGGGCAAAGCUUCUUGCCGAGACCGGAGGAUGUUCGAGCGACGACAUUUUCCCGCCGCUCGAGAAGUACGUCAGGGAGUUCAUGGCCGAGAACGUUCCCGCUCCCGCCCCCGAAACGUAG